CACCGGCACCAUGGCGGCGGCGCGAGUCGGAUUGCGAGGACUGCUGGUGUCAGCAAGACCUUCAGCGUGUCCUGCCAAAGCCUGGGGGUGGCCGGGCCCCCGGGGCACUCGGCUCUUUGGGCAGAGCUGCCACCGGCCAGCAGGACAACGGGCCGGUCAGGAACCUGGCAGCCGGGGGCUCCCCGAGGGAGUGGAGUACAUCCCCACACGCAAGAAGGGCAAGAACCCGAUGAAGCCAGUGGGGGUGGCCUGGUACAGCCUGUACGCCCGCACACGCCUGGGCUACCUCUUCUACCAGCGGCAGGUGAAGAAGGCUCGGGAGCGGUAUCCACACGGCCACUCCGUGCCGCAGCCCUACUGCUUCCCUGGGGUGAAAAUCCUGCCCAUUCCUGUGCUCUCCAACAACUACAGCUACCUGGUCAUCGACACUGGCUCCAGCCAAGCGGCUGUCAUUGACCCCUCUGAUCCACUGGCUGUACAGGCUGCCAUUGAAGAAGAGGGGGUGAUGCUGCAGGCCAUAUUCUGCACACACAAACACUGGGACCACAGCGGAGGGAACGAAGCACUCUGCCAGAAGCACAAGUCCUGCAGGGUGUAUGGCAGCGCUCUCGAUGCCAUCCCACAGCUCACCAACCCACUUGCAGACAGGGAGAAGGUGAGUGUGGGCUGCCUGACCUUUGAGGCACUCGCCACACCUGGCCACACUGUGGGCCACAUGGUGUAUGUGCUGGAUGGGGCCCCCUUCGGCAGCCCCCCCUGCCUCUUCUCCGGGGACCUCCUCUUCCUUGCUGGCUGUGGCAGGCCGUUUGAGGGCUCCCCUGAGACCAUGCUCGCCUCACUGGACCUGGCCAUGGCCUUGGGCGAGGACACGCUGCUUUGGCCAGGUCACGAAUACGCACUGGAGUGCCUGACCUUCGCCAGCCUCCUGGAGCUGGACAAUUCUGCGCUGGAGCAGAAGCUGCAGUGGGCAGUGCAGCAGCGCCAGGAGAAGAGGAGCACGUGCCCCUCCACGCUGGGGGAAGAGCAGACCUACAACCCCUUCCUGCGGACCCACCGGCCGGAGCUGCAGGAGGCACUGGGACUGUGGCAGGGCAGGGGGGAGGACCCCGACGCCUUUCGUGCCCGUGUCCUCAAGGAGGUGCGGAGGCGCAAGGACCUCUACCAAGCCACCUAGAUCCUCCCCCACUCCCUGGAUCCCCUCUUUCCACAGGGUAGGGUGAUGGUUGGGCACAGGGGGCCCGACACUGUGUGGUUUGUUUUGCUGUGAAUCUCCCUCCUGGGGUGCAGGGUUGGGGGAGGGGGAAGAGUGGACACCCCCUUAAAUGGGCACUCCAUAAGGCAGCCCUGCCUUUGCUCCCUCGAACUUGAGGGCCACCAGCUGUCAUUAGAAGCACCUCAAUCCCCUUUCGGGGGGUCUGUAGCCCCCCACCUCACUGCUGGGGCUAUAGGAAUGGCACCAAGGGCUUUUCCUACAAUCCCCCCCAGCCCCCGUUUUUCUGGGAGUCUCCAAUUUCCCCUCCACCACCACCACUCAGCCCCCUCCCUUUAAGCCCCCAGUGUUGUGCAUCUCCUUUGUGGGGGCUGGGAUGGAGCCAGCAAGGGAUGGCGGGCUGGCAGUACUACCUCCAGGCACGGGGCUCCUCUCCCGCACCCCAUCCUUGAGCCGGAGCCCCCCCUGUACGUACACACACACACACACACUGGGACGGGGCCAUAGGGUCACACUACUGGGGUAUGGGGGGUGCUGCUUCACUGGGGUCGGAGCCACAAUCACCCCCACGCCCCAAAUAAAAGACUGGAUCGAUUUUA
Messenger RNA from Sturnus vulgaris (Common starling), 1809 nucleotides. The record is from RefSeq and is a predicted model, not a curated record. NCBI's taxonomy places the organism in Eukaryota, Metazoa, Chordata, Aves, Passeriformes, Sturnidae.